Messenger RNA from Hydatigera taeniaeformis, 3072 nucleotides. Lineage: Eukaryota; Metazoa; Platyhelminthes; Cestoda; Cyclophyllidea; Taeniidae. The record is from the annotation of a GenBank genome assembly.
AUGUCAAUGGCUGGUAAAGCUGUACAGCGAAGCACAGCCCAAAAGAACUCCACACCUCAGAUUCCCGACGCAAUAGUUCGUCGUUCACCGCGCAUCAAUAAAUCGCUUGUAAAUCCUUCCAAUCCUGAUUCGGGCACUUUCCUUCGUCCUCUUUCGCGCUCCGUUCCUCGAGCCAAACCUGCCCUAUUUAAGUCCUCCAGUUGUCAUAACAUCAAGUCUCCCCGCUCAAACUCCCAAACCUCUCUGGACUCACACGAUUCUAUCAAAGAGUCCAAAUCACGGAGGAUCUCCGCUCGCAAACCUGCAUCAACCGUAGCCCUUCCAUCCGCCGUUCUUCGUGAUUCCAAUUCCUCCGCUUCUGGCGGCUCCAACACCGUGAACGGUGAUCGUAUCUACGUCAAUUCUGACCUUCUCUCUCGGGUUGAAAAGGAGAAAAAGCAGUAUGAGGCGCGCAUUUCAGAGCUUACUCAGCUCACAGAGUCGCGAAAAAUAGAGAUUGAACGCCUAUCCUUUGAGGUCCGCAACUUGCGGGAGGCAAAGGAGCGAGCAGAGGCUUUGGUCCAGCGACAGGCCUCUCAUAAUCUCAAACGGAAAAUAGGAGACGCUGAUCCUGAGGAGGAUUCAUCCUGCCUCUCUUCCUCACGACCACUUCCAGAACCAUCUGCUACCUCAGGAACUACUACUUCAGAUCAACAGAGUCUAGUCUCUGGAAUGUCAAGCCUUUUCGGUGGAGAAACGGCCAAGCCCCCCUCAGUUACGAACUUAGAGAACCGAAUCCACGAGAUGGAGGAGGCAAAUUACACAACAACUGAGGAAUUGCAAGCGACGAUGGGCGAAUUAUGUGAAAUGCAGCGGACGCUGGACGAGACACAGGAAGAGAAUCGAAAUUUGGCCUUCGAGCGGGCCAUCCUUCUUGAGUCGUUAUGCACACAAACAGCUAAGUUGGAGCACUGCCGCCUCCAGAUUGAUCAGUUGAAGCACUUAUUAGUGACCAGUCCCUCGGUAUCUGGUGGGGAUGCGAGGGAAGCGCAUUACGUGGAACUCUACGCUUCAGUGGAAGAGGAGAAACAGAUCCUUCUGACACAAAACAACGACUUGGCUCAGCGUUGUGAGUCGCUGGAUGCGGAGUGUCGCCAAUUCAGUGAGAAGAUAGAGUCUUUGACUCAGGAGGUAGAGCGACUGAGAAAAGAGGCGGCAGUCAUUGUCACAGUAGGAUCUUGUGACGAUGUGACGACGUUAGUGGCGAAGGCCAAUGUUAAUACAGAGCCCGAGGCGGAGCUCUCGGCUCAAGUGGACGCGUUGAUGCGACAGGUGGCAUCGUGGAGAGAGAAAUUUGAGCAGGAGGUGGCAGAGCAUGAGCGGGAGGUCACUGAGUUAAGACUCCACGAGAGGCAUCUCCUUAAGACAGUGCAGGUUGCAGAUGGAAUUAGGAUGGAGUCGGAAGCUGAGGUUGCGCGCAUCACCAUAGAGACUCAUGAGCUCCGGGACCAGGUGAAACGUCUGUCAGCAGACCUCGAGAACGCACUUCAAGAAAGCACAAAUCUCCGGGAUCAGCUCUCCAAGUCAUCUCUACACCAAGACACUUCACCGCCUCCAACCGAAACUCUCUCACCACCAUCCCAACCACCGCCACCACCGCUACCGCGUGUGGAGACAAAAAGCGUGGGCACAAUGACCUUACCAACGGAGACGUCCUAUGCACCCUUGUCCCCUACAAAUGCAACCACACCUGCAUCCACCACCAUAGUUACCUCAGCAGUCACUUCCGUGACACCAUUCCAGCACUUACCUCGCACUACCUACAUGCAGAAACUGGGUCUCAAUCCCGCCUCUACCACUGUUUCACCUGGUGGACCUGGCAGCAGUGUUGUUGGGAGUGGCUGUAGUGGUGGUGUCGGUGCCAUUAGACGCACUGGACCUACUGUCCAGAGCCUCAUCCAAACCAUUGAGAACCAGGUAAUGGUAAAGGCUGUACAACACCAACAGAAAGUGUCAGCAGUUCGCUCUCCAGUUACCAGUCCAAAGGUCAAGCUGAAUGUUGAUGGCAGCGUCGGGGAUGCCGGUAUUAGUGGUGUUGGUGGCGAUAGCUGCAGUACUUUGCCGGCGCGUAGGUUGCACUCGGCCGGUAACAGUCCCAACUCAACUCCUGUCCGCUCCGCGCCGCGACAUCCGCUGCUGGACGAACCACUUGUUGGCGAUCUGGCCCCCGGGGGACCGCCACCACCUACGUCUCCCCCUCUCGCGUCUCCUGUAACUCCUCAGCCUCCAUCUUUAUCUCAGACAGCUCCGACUUCGCUGUUAAGGAUUUUUAGUCCUUUUUCUGUUUUUAGCAGAUCAAAUUCCAUUUUUGGUGUUUCGCGUGACGAUACUUCACCUGCAAAGGAAUCUUUUCUCCUCAAGUACUCUACCACUCCCUCCACCUCCAUUGUCUCUUCCACUGGAACCCCUACGACUACCUCUGCCUCUACGACUCCGCGACUGAAGCGCCACCUCACUGCUCCGACCCCCUCCCCUUCAGCUGUCGCCGCUAAGAGUAGUGGUGCUGGGGCAAUCUCAGAAGCCGUCUCAAGUGUUUUAUCAGCAGCAGCCGGUGAUUCGGUGCCUUCUUCUGCUAACGUCUCUACUUCCUCCGCUUCUGCUCCUACGACUGCAAAAAAUUCUGCUGCUGCUGCUGCUGUCGUAGUGGACAUGGCGGCUGACCCGUUGCACGAGCUGGCAAAGCGCACAGACGCGGGCUCGAAGCGCAACGCCUUGCUGCGCUGGUGUCAAGGCCGAGUGGCAGGAUACCGAGGGGUUGAGGUGACCAACUUCUCCUCCUCCUGGAACGAUGGAUUGGCGUUGUGCGCUCUCCUUCAUACCUUCCUCCCACACCUCAUUGCACCCAACUGGGAGCGAGUCGUCAAUGGCAUGGAUAAACAGCGACGCUUUGAGGUGGCGUUCGCGGCAGCGGAGAGUCAGGGCAUUCCAACGACCCUUCGUCUAAGUGAUAUGCUUACGAAGGAUCGUCCGGAUUGGAAUCACGUGAUGGCUUACAUCGCCUCAAUUUACAAACACUUUGAAGCCACCCCUUAG